Humulus lupulus (European hop) is the source of this 813-nucleotide messenger RNA. RefSeq names its product transmembrane emp24 domain-containing protein p24delta3-like. The record is from RefSeq and is a predicted model, not a curated record. NCBI's taxonomy places the organism in Eukaryota, Viridiplantae, Streptophyta, Magnoliopsida, Rosales, Cannabaceae. Gene Ontology annotation, biological process: intracellular protein transport; Golgi organization; endoplasmic reticulum to Golgi vesicle-mediated transport. Gene Ontology annotation, cellular component: endoplasmic reticulum; endoplasmic reticulum-Golgi intermediate compartment; COPII-coated ER to Golgi transport vesicle. The transcript has 4 exons. The coding region runs from base 77 to 700 and encodes 207 amino acids.
CACUAUCAUUUUGGCAAAUUCCUCAUAUUUAGAGAGUGAUACGACUCUUUAGAGAGAGAGAGAGGAGGGAGUUACGAUGAAGAGUACGGUGGCAUUUCUGGUGAUCCUCUGCAUGGUUCGAGCCAGUGAAUCGAUUUGGCUAACUCUACCCUCGUCCGGCACCAAGUGCGUCUCCGAGGAAAUCCAGAACAACGUCGUCGUUUUGGGAGAUUACGUCGUCGUUUCCGAAGAUCAUUCUAACGACACCCCCACCAUCUCCGUCAAGGUGACAUCUCCUUACGGGAGCAAUCUCCACCAUGCGGAAAAUUCAACACAUGGUCAGUUUGCUUUUACAACUCAUGAAGCUGGCAACUACUUGGCAUGUUUUUGGGUGGAUGGUUAUAACCAUGGAAAAGGAGAUGUGAGUGUUAAUCUUGACUGGAAAACUGGAAUUGCUGCUAAAGAUUGGGAAUCGGUUGCAAGGAAAGAGAAGAUUGAGGGCGUCGAACUUGAGUUGAGGAAACUCGAAGGAGCUGUGGAGGCCAUCCACGAGAAUCUGCUUUACCUCAAGAGCAAAGAAGCAGAGAUGAGGAAUGUGAGCGAAAAUACGAAUGCUAGAGUGGCGUGGUUUAGUAUGGUGUCGGUAUCAGUUUGCAUUGCAGUUUCAGCUCUGCAGUUAUGGUACUUGAAACGGUUUUUCCAAAAGAAGAAGCUUAUCUAGAAGAUGGCAACUGCACUUGUCUUUUAACAUAUUUCUCUUUUAUUUUUAUCUUUCUAGAAAAUUUUGAUACCAGACAACCUUGAGCUAAUGCAUUCCAGUUUAUUGACUGUUUA